Molecule: messenger RNA, 1390 nt
Organism: Pelodiscus sinensis (Chinese soft-shelled turtle)
Lineage: Eukaryota; Metazoa; Chordata; Testudines; Trionychidae
Source: RefSeq, a predicted model, not a curated record
AUGGACCCAGGGAAAAAAGAUCUUUUGGCUAAAAUAGGAACAGGGGGCAUUCCAGAUGUCCUGUUAAAGACAGCUGGUUUUCCUUUUGCAUCUGAAAGUGGCAUUCAGUACACUGUGGAGGCCAGUGAUCUGUCCUAUAACUCUCUAGGGUGCCUGAAAAGUGGUCAGUCAUUCUUCAGCCGAAAGGACUCCAUCCGAACCAUCUACACAUCUCUGCACAAUGAGCUGAAGAAGGUGGUGGCGACGGGUCGCAAUGCACUAGGAGGAACAGCUCCUCACUUGGAAGAGCUGCUUUCUCACCUGUCUGAACAGCUGUGUUUUUUUGUUCAGGCGCGGAUGGAAAUUGCUGACUUCUAUGAAAAAAUGUUCACCCUCAGCACCCAAAAGUUCAUUAACUCUGAGGAACUGGUAAACAUUUUGGAAUCCAUCCUAAAGAAAUACAGCUCCAGAUUUCACCAUCCAAUCCUCAGUCCUCUUGAAAGCAGCUUUCAGCUGGAAGUGGAUGUGCUUGCACAUCUUUUAAAGGCUCAGGCUCAGAUCUCAGAGUGGAAGUUCCUCCCAUCUCUAGUCAACUUGCACAGUGCUCACGCAAAGCUGCAGACGUGGGGCCAAAUAUUUGAGAGACAGCGAGAGACUAAGAAACAUCUGUUUGGAGGGCAGUCUCAGAAGGCUGUACAACCGCCGCACCUUUUCCUCUGGUUGAUGAAACUCAAAAACAUUCUCCUUGCCAAGUUUAGCUUUUACUUUCACGAGGCCCUUAGUCGCCAAACAGCUGCAUCCGAAAUGAAAACACUGACUGCUAAAACUAACCCUGAUUAUUUUGGGAAAAUUUCCAGUUUCAUCAGGAAAUAUGAUGCUGUUAAUGUUUCUCUUAUCUUUGACAACCGUGGGUCUGAGAGCUUCCAGGGACAUGGCUACCAUCAUCCCCACUCUUACAGGGAAGCCCCUAAGGGGGUGGAUCAGUACCCAGCUGUGGUCUCACUGCCCAGUGACAGGCCUGUAAUGCACUGGCCCAAUGUAAUCAUGAUUAUGACUGACCGAACCUCUGACCUCAACAGUUUGGAUAAGGUUGUUCAUUUCUAUGAUGACAAAGUCCAAAGCACAUACUUUCUUACACGUCCUGAACCUCAUUUUACCAUUGUAGUUAUUUUUGAGGCUAAGAAAUCAGAGAGGGACUCACAUUUCAUUUCUUUUCUCAAUGAAAUUUCACAGUCCCUCAAGAACUCCAAAGCUUUUGCAAGCCUAAAGCCUGGAGCCAAAGGAUAAAAUAAAUAUUGAGUUACAGAUUGCCAAGGCACUACAGUAGACUGGAAAAAACAAAUACUAUAGCUGUCAAGGAAUUGUAUUCAUUCAUGUUUUGCAGAGUUUAAUUAAAAGAACUAUUUCAAUA